Messenger RNA from Cajanus cajan (pigeon pea), 2209 nucleotides. RefSeq names its product Concanavalin A-like lectin protein kinase family protein. Gene Ontology annotation, molecular function: ATP binding; protein kinase activity; carbohydrate binding. Gene Ontology annotation, biological process: protein phosphorylation. NCBI's taxonomy places the organism in Eukaryota, Viridiplantae, Streptophyta, Magnoliopsida, Fabales, Fabaceae. The record is from RefSeq and is a predicted model, not a curated record.
GAUGCCUAAAGUUGACUAAUGGUUUGUUUGGUGGAGUUGGUUAUAUUGUAUGUUGAAGAGGAGAAUAUGAAAGACAAUGAAAGCAAUGAUCGAUUAUUUCCAAGAAGCUCUCUUUUACAAUGCAGUAUGAUCCCUCAGUUCUGAUGAUCCUGGUUCUCCUCUUGUGGGUCCCUUCCAUCACCCUCUCCUCCGACAACAUGAGCAUGAGCAUGAGCAUGAGCCUCUACGGUGACGCAGUCUUGACCCCCAACGGCAUAGCCCUGACGACCACAACAUGCUCCCCAUCCACAGGAAGAGCCUUCUACAGCGACCCCAUACGCUUCCACGACCCCCUCACCAACGCCACCGCCUCCUUCUCCUCCCGCUUCUCCUUCUCCAUCCUCCCCUCCUCAUCGCCCCCCCCCCUCUUCCCCACCGCCCCCGGCUUCCUCGGCCUCCCCUCCUCCCCUCUCCCCUUCCUCGCCCUCCACUUCGACACCACCCGCCACCGCAACCGCCUCGCCCUCCACCUCUCCUCCCUCCCCUCCCUCUCCGCCGACGCCUCCUCCCAAGGCAUCACCCUCACCAGCAACAAACUCAUCACUGCAUGGAUCCACUACGCCCAUGCACUCAACCUCCUCCGCGUCUGGCUUUCUUAUUCCACCACCCGACCCCCCUCUCCCCUUCUCUCUUCCCAACUCGACCUCUCCCAAACCCUCAACCACUUCAUGCACGUCGGAUUCACCGCCUCUAAUGGGGAAGGCUCUAGUCUCCACCUUCUUCACCGCUGCCACUUCAACACCUUUGCUUACUACGACGACCACGACCACGACGACUCUCCUGAAGAUGCAGACUGUUUCUUCUGUUAUCAAGACCAUGAUUCCUCACGCUCCGAUCUUCAGACUCAGAAGAGGAAAAAGAUCGGUGAAAUGGUUCUUGGCUUGGGAGGCUUGACGGCGUUUGUGGUGUCUCUUUUGGCGGCUAUGUUCGUCGUCUGUGUUUUCUUGACAAAGAAGAAAGAGGGUGUUAGGGAAGGUGGACAGAGUUGUAGGAAUAUUCACACCAGUAAUAGAGUGCCGACAAGGUUGUCGCUUUCGGAGAUUAAGUCGGCUACGAUGGGGUUUAACCGAGAUAGGCUUGUUGGAGAGGGUGCUUCUGCCAAGGUUUAUAGAGGGUACCUUCCCUUUGGAGGUGACGUGGCGGUCAAGAGGUUUGCGAGGGAGGGUAGUGGUUUGGACUGUUUGCACAACCCUUUCGCCACGGAGUUUGCCACCAUGGUGGGUUACUUGCGCCACAAGAAUUUGGUUCAGCUUAAGGGCUGGUGCUGUGAGGGGAAUGAGUUGGUUUUGGUUUAUGAGUUUCUCCCCAAUGGGAGCCUCAACAAGGUUUUACACAGGAACUUCGGUUCUUGUAUUGUUCUAUCGUGGAGGCAAAGGUUAAAUAUUGUUCUCGGGGUGGCUUCUGCUCUCACCUAUCUUCAUGAGGAGUGUGAGAGGCAGAUCAUUCAUAGGGAUGUCAAGACCUGCAAUAUAAUGCUUGAUGCGGAUUUCAAUGCCAAGCUUGGGGAUUUUGGGCUGGCUGAAGUGUAUGAGCACAGUUGUAGCACAAGGGAUGCUACUAUACCAGCGGGGACAAUGGGGUAUCUGGCUCCUGAGUAUGUUUAUUCUGGUGUUCCUACUGCGAAGACUGAUGUGUAUAGUUUUGGGGUGGUGGUGUUGGAGGUGGCAACUGGGAGGAAGCCUGUGGAGGAUGAUGGCACUGUGGUUGCGGAUUAUGUGUGGAGCUUGUGGGAAAAGAGGAGGCUCAUUGAGGCUGCUGAUCCAAGAUUGAUGGGGAAGUUUGAUGCAUUGGAGAUGGAGAGGAUGUUACUUGUGGGUCUUCUUUGUGUGCACCCUGACUAUGAGAAGAGGCCAAGAGUGAGAGAAGCAGCUAGAAUUCUUAAGAAGGAAGCACCACUUCCUUUGUUGCCUCUCAGUAAACCAAGGGUGAAAAUUGGGCAUAUUUGUCCUAAUGAUACGCCUGAGGCACAGAAUGUUGUUGUUGGGGAUUGGCUCAGCACAGAUGAGGCUCCUUAUUUGACCCCUAGAAGUCAGUUUUACUAGGAUUUGUACAUUGAACUCAGAUUAUUUUAGAGUCUUGAUUUGUGAGAAAAUAUUGUGUGCAGGAAUCUGAACAAUGUAGCAUGUCUUUGAUCAGCCAGAUGGAAAAAAUACUUGUUUUCUUGUUUAAU